AGAAAAGAUGAAAAGCCUUGUUGCCCAACAACUUCCUUUUCUUCCUCACCUCAUUCAUCAUUAACAAAUCGUGUCUUUUUCACCUUUCAACUUUCCUUCUAUAUAUACAUAUAUACAUAUAUAUAUAUGUAUCACAUGUGGUGGGUAUAUAUAUAUAUAUAUAUAUAUUUCUGCAUAUAUAAGACUCGUCUGUAAGUGUUUAACUCCUCAUAAGCAGGUAUAGGGGACCGAAGGUGUGACCCUUUUGCACUCAUAAACCAUAUAUAAAAAAAAUGGAGCAGAAGACAAUCAGCAGCGCAGACGAGAGUAAUAAGAGGGUUGAGAUGAAUGGGGAAAAAGGUAUCCUGAUUCACAGCCAAGUGAUGAAGAUCAAGCGAGAAUUUGAGAAGAUAAAGCAUCCAUCGCUGCAACAGACGGAGAUUAGACGAGUUUUGCUUCCAGAUAUCAACAGGCAACGUUCCCCUUCUCCUCUGGGGUCUAUCUCAGUCGGCAACUGAUUUUUGGAUCAGUUGUAUGCAGUAUCUGUGUCUUUUCCGAUUCACGUGUUGCAUGUAUAUACAUAUAUCUCUCCUUAGUGUUGUAGAUGGAGCUCAUCUUCUUGUAAUGUUACAUUAGAGUUUGGGAUUGAUUUCUGAUUUCUGACUUCAUUUAUCGCAUAAUUCA
Messenger RNA from Carica papaya (papaya), 663 nucleotides. RefSeq lists its product as uncharacterized. The record is from RefSeq and is a predicted model, not a curated record. NCBI's taxonomy places the organism in Eukaryota, Viridiplantae, Streptophyta, Magnoliopsida, Brassicales, Caricaceae.